Molecule: messenger RNA, 671 nt
Organism: Rhincodon typus (whale shark)
Lineage: Eukaryota; Metazoa; Chordata; Chondrichthyes; Orectolobiformes; Rhincodontidae
Product: WD repeat-containing protein 19-like
Exons: 6
Biological process (GO): cilium assembly; intraciliary retrograde transport
Cellular component (GO): cilium; intraciliary transport particle A
Molecular function (GO): protein binding
Source: RefSeq, a predicted model, not a curated record
GGACCAGAUGUCAUUUCUGAUGUGGUCAAAAGCAGGAUCAUUGCUUGCUGUUGGAACAACCAAAGGAAAUCUGCUUGUCUAUAGCUUACAGACCUCUCGCAAAGUUCCAGUCCUCGGGAAACACACAAAACGGAUUACUUGUGGUUGCUGGAGUACCCAGAACCUGCUUGCAUUGGGUAGCGAAGACAAGACGAUCACUGUCAGCAACCAAGAGGGAGAUACCAUCAGACAGACCACAGUGAGAGCAGAACCAAGUGACAUACAGUUCUCAAUGAUGAAGACAGAUGAACGGGCACCAGCUGGAGAAAGCACAGUAAGUGCAAUUGUGGGCAAGAAAACUCUAUUCCUGUUUAAUUUGAGCGAUCCUGAUAAUCCUAUUGAGUUGGCAUUCCAGCAACGCUACGGCAGCAUCAUAUCUUAUAGAUGGUAUGGCGAUGGGUACAUUAUGAUUGGGUUUUCUCAGGGCUACUUCGUAGUAAUUUCUACACAUAUUCGUGAGAUUGGUCAGGAACUGUUCCAAGCUCACAACCAUAAAGACAAUUUGACAAGUAUUGCCAUCUCUCAAUCUCUGAACAAAGCUGCUUCUUGUGGAGACAAUUGCAUUAAGAUCCAUGAUCUGUCAGAACUGAAAGAGAUGUAUGCUAUUAUAAACUUGGAUGAUGAAACUAAAG